AAAGCGAAAGGAGAAUGAAAGUUACGAUUGGAGGGCGAGACACCACGUGACGUCAGUGUGGUGGAAACUCCAAUUCCCAGUUUGCCUUUCGGUUUAGCUUGCCGCUUCAUCCGCCUGAACCUGUGUGUGUGAGCGAGAGAUUCACAAGCUGACGAUGUAUCUUCGUAGGGCUCUGAUAGCCGGUGGUUCGGCGGCUGCAGCGGCGGCAGCUAUUCUGGGUGCGGUGGCGGCAGGCAAAAGCAAAGGAGGCUCAGACUUGGAUAUUGUCUCCGUGCCACCGCCGUUGGCAACUGGGCAGUGGGACAGAAACUGGGACCGUCGGGAACCUAUCUCUAUGUUCAACUUGAGUAAGAUCAACGGGGAGACUGGGGAGGAGGAGCUUCAACUCCAUCGGAACAAGCACAAGCCUAAAGCCACUCGCCAUAUUUUCCUGAUCCGACACUCACAGUACAAACUGGAUGGGAAAUCUGAUUUUGACAGGGUCCUUACACCUCUUGGGCGCCAGCAGGCAGAUCUAACAGGGCAGCGACUGGCAAGUUUAGGAUAUAAAUACACCCACAUUGUGUACUCGACAAUGACAAGAGCAAAAGAGACAACAGAGAUCAUAAGCAAAUACCUGCCAGAUGUGAAGAAAUCCAGCUCUGAUUUGCUUCGGGAAGGAGCCCCCAUCAGACCUGAACCCCAAGUUUGUCACUGGAAGCCAGAUUUUGUGCAGUAUUAUGAGGACGGCCCUCGGAUUGAGGCUGCAUUCAGACAGUUCAUUCAUCGCGCUGAUCCCAAGCAGGAAGAAGACAGUUAUGAGAUCUUAAUCUGCCACGCCAAUGUUAUUCGUUAUAUAGUAUGCAGAGCUUUACAGUUCCCUCCCGAGGCCUGGCUCCGCAUCUCUCUUAAUAACGGCAGCAUCACUUCCCUGGUAAUCCGUCCCAAUGGCAAUGUCUCUCUCAGGAUGCUUGGUGACUCUGGCUUUAUGCCUCCUGAAAAAAUUAGCCGGACAUGAGGAGCAACCCUAUUCCUCAAAGCUUUCCCACUGCCUGCCCAGAAGAUUUUUAGAAGAUGUUUAAUGCUGCACAGUUACCAGCAUCUGGCCCAUUCUGUGCCUUUUUUUCUUGGGUUGGGCUGGACUUUAACAUUCCUUAGUCAAACCUUUCCAUUGCUGGAGAGAGUGCAAGCAUUUUCUACCGAGUGAUGUAUGCUGCUGGAUAUAGUUGUAGUAGGGACACAAGUUUUCACUGGCCGGAUAUGAAAGAAACACACUGGGAGGUAUUGUGCUCUCCAUGGCAUCCGGUUCAGCAGAAUAUUCUCAGCAAAGAAAUCGAAGGCAUUGCAGUUAAUGUGUGGCUUAAUAGAAGUACAGUAUAACCCAAAUUUACGUCCCCGGAUUUAACGGUUUCCCGCAUUUUACAUUUUUUUCCUGUGGUCCCAUCAUUUUCAUUGCAUUUCUGUUUUAUGUUGAAGAUUUAACUUGAAAUGAACGGUGUAGAUUUUUUAGCUGAAUUCUAAUUCGGAACAUUAGUAUAUAAUGUUGAGUGUUGGGGUGAAACUCAGCCUGCGGAUAAGCACACGCUGAGAAGCAGCUCCUACACUACAAUCUGCACUUCCAUUACAAAUGCAUUGUGUCCCAAGCUUCUCUUCAUUAUACUGGGCUGGGGUAGAGGGAUACACUGAUAAUGUGGAAGAAGUGACUUUACAGGGUAUAUCUGAAGGAUAUCGGCUUGCACUGGGCUUUUUUUGGAGGUUAGAACUCCCCUGGUGGAUUAUAUUGGGCAUGAGAUUCUCCUGUAUCUACAUGAAACACCAGUCUAAGAAUGUGCUAACUUUAUAUUUUGUGAAAUACCGUUGGAGGGAUACAUUUCCCUUAGAGAGUAAAUGUAAGUUUUAAUAUAUUUUCAAUAACCGUGAAUAAAACAUUAUUUCUAUGUA
This is a messenger RNA of Xenopus laevis (African clawed frog), 1920 nucleotides long. It is a transcript of the gene pgam5.L, whose product is annotated as PGAM family member 5, serine/threonine protein phosphatase, mitochondrial L homeolog. NCBI's taxonomy places the organism in Eukaryota, Metazoa, Chordata, Amphibia, Anura, Pipidae. Gene Ontology annotation, biological process: positive regulation of mitochondrial fission. The record is from RefSeq and is a predicted model, not a curated record. Bases 155 to 997 code for a protein of 280 amino acids. The transcript is spliced from 6 exons. Gene Ontology annotation, cellular component: mitochondrion; mitochondrial outer membrane. Gene Ontology annotation, molecular function: protein serine/threonine phosphatase activity.